CUUGUCAGACUGCCAGCUGUUCUGGCAAAGUUUGGAUUGUUUAUUAUUUAUUUAAAUAUAUUUAUUAGAACAAAACAAUCCAGAAUAGAAUUAGUCAGCAAUCAUCGACAAAUUGUCACUCUUUUGCGAGAGUAAAAAUGGAAUUAAUUCGCACUCCCAAGGUUGAAAAAGUGCGUAUGUUGGACAGAUAUUCAAAAUCUUCAUCCCAGGGUACUUUAUAUUUGACUGCAACCCACCUAAUUUUUGUCAAUCCUGAUGCAAAAAAGGAAACAUGGGUGCCCCAUAUGCAUAUAGCAACCUUGGAAAAGCAGCCAUUAACAACAACCGGCUCUCCGCUUUUGAUAAGAACCAAAACGUUCCUAUCGGUUACUUUCGUUAUACCCAAAGAGAGAGAAUGUCAUGAUAUUUUCAUAACUCUGCAGCAAUUGUCUCAGCCAAGCAAUGUUGAAGAACUGUACUGCUUCACCUACAAGUCCGAUGAGAUUCCAAAGAAUGUAGGUUGGAAUUUCUUUGAUUUACAAGCCGAAUAUCAGAGGAUGGGCGUCCCAAACGAUCAAUGGGCAUUGACUAAACUUAAUAAAGACUAUGAGCUAUGUGAUACAUAUCCAAAGUAUCUUUAUGUUCCCGCAUCGGCCACCAAGACUACGUUGAGAGGUAGUUCAGGCUUUCGGUCCAAAGGCAGAUUGCCAGUAUUAUCUUAUCUGUACCAUAACAAGGCGAGUAUUAGCAGAUGCAGCCAACCGUUGUCCGGAUUUAGUGCUCGUUGCGUUGAAGAUGAAAAAAUGUUGAAUCAUGUACUGCGAACAAACCCGAAUGCAACUUUUAUGUAUGUAGUUGACACCAGGCCUAAGAUCAACGCAAUGGCCAAUCGAGCGGCAGGAAAGGGCUACGAGAACGAAGCUUUUUAUGAAAAUAUCAAGUUUCAUUUUCUGGGAGUUGAAAACAUUCAUGUAAUGAGAAAUAGCCUGCUGAAGGUGGUGGAAACUUGUGAACAGAAGAAUCCAACCAUGAACAGUUUUCUUAGUGGACUUGAGUCUAGCGGCUGGGUGAGACACAUCAAGUCCAUACUUGACACGUCGCUCUUUAUAGCAGAAGCUUUGGAGGAAGGAAUCAGUGUUGUGGUACAUUGCUCAGACGGCUGGGAUAGAACUGCACAAGUUUGCUCGAUUGCAACAUUACUUCUGGACCCCUACUAUAGAACUAUAUCAGGCUAUCAGGCGCUGAUUGAAAAGGAUUGGCUUGCUUUCGGCCAUAAGUUCUCAGACAGAUGUGGCCACAUUCAAACGGAAAGUAAGGAAAUUUCUCCCAUUUUUACGCAACUUCUGGACGCCACAUGGCAGCUGAUGCAGCAGUUUCCUUGCACAUUCCAGUUCAAUGAUAAUUUCUUGUUGACUAUUCACGACCACGUUCAUUCCUGCCAAUCUGGCACUUUUGUCGGGAAUUGUGAGAAAGACAGGGUUGACUUAAGAGUGUGGGAGCGAAGUUAUUCCUUAUGGGGCUUGAUGGCGAACCACUUGGAUGAAUACCUAAACCCUUUAUAUGAUGCUAAUGAAACUCCUGGCGCACUAAGCCCGCAACUGAUACCACAGAACAUCAGAUUCUGGAGGGGAAUGUACUACAGAUUUGAAAGCGGCGUUCAUCCAAGAGAAUCAACAGGCGAUCUACUUGUCACUACUGCCGAUCAUUCUUUUUCACUCGACGACCAUGUAAAGUAUCUGGCAAAGAGAAUAACAUCCGUGAAAAACCUGAUAUCCAAAACGAUGGAGAAGAAAAAAACAAAGCCGACUAAAAUGCAACUUUGCAACAACGUGCACCUGGAUAAUAAACUGAUGUAUGAAAAGGCAACAUCUGAAUUAGAAAAUGCUGAGCAUGAUCAUCCGCUCAAAAGUACGAUUUUCAACUGUUCACUAUCAUUUUUUACAAUGGUUUGUUCGUUAGGUGAAAUAUUAAAUGGUAUUGAUAGUCAAGAUAUUCCCAAAAUUGAUGAACUCUCAAAAGACUUUGAUUCGGUGGCAAUUGACUGGAAGGCAAUGAGAAGUUCCAAUGAAUGCAACUGCACUUCAGCGUUCGAUCAUCUGAGCAAAAAGAAUUUCUGUAGAAAAUGCGGCGACAUGUUUUGUAUGAGAUGCUUAACCAAGCAAAUGGUACUGCCUGGACAUUUGUCGCAAAAGCCGGUACCAGUUUGCAAACCUUGUUUUGAUCAUUUAAGUAGUUUGGAUGCUUAAAUGUUGCACAACGUGAGAUUUAGCAAAUGUUUUUGCUCUUAUUAAACUAGGAGAUUUCCACAAAUAUAUCCAGUAAGUUAGAGCCAUUUGCACAUAACAUAAAACCGCUAGUCUCGCUUGGCCGUCAUCUGAAUUUCUGGCUACUUUUAGUCAUAAAAUCCCGAUACUCCAAGUAGAAACUGAAUAAUUACUAGUCAUUUUUAUUUAUUUCUAUAUUGAAUUCGUCCGCAUUUUGGUCAGAAAGGCGCUUUAUAAGUUGAAAAAUGGAUUAUGUGAAAAUCAUAAGCCGUUUAAAAAACGGCGCACAAGAUACAAUUCCGAGUGGCUCAACAGAUUCCAAUUUGGGCGGAAGUUUUAUUAUACAGUAUAUUUUACCUUUUAUGCAAAGUUGUGCUCUCUUCUUCUGUCAUUUUCUAUUAAAAAGAAACUACCUAUGCAUUUAAUCCGCUUAAUCAAACUUGAAUCAUGAAAAACCUAUCGGUUGUUAUGAUCUGAUUUUAGAACUACCCAGUGUUUUCCUCGAAUCGACUAAAUACAGUAUGUCUAUAUAAACUUCUUCUACAACGACUUUUAGACCAUACAGAACUUAAAAGUUAAUUUUAAAAUUAAUUACAAAAAACUUGUUUAUAUAUUUUGUUAAUUCCGGGAAAUUUGCGUGCGCUUCUGAAUGAGUUAUUAAUUACCGACUAGUAACCUUUUCAAAAUGGUCCCAUUUCCACUAAAUUAAUGUAAAUGUGCGCUCUUUUGAGAUAAGUGGGUAGGUUAGAAUAAGCCAAAUUGGUGCAAAUCAACUAAUGAAAUUAGUUAAAAUUAUUCGUUUGAGAUUUUAUGUUACUUUAUCUUUAAACAACUGAUGUUAUUAUGUUAAUAUUUUUAUUAUGUUGGUGAACUGAUGUAUAAAUAAUACAUAAGUCAAGAGCGGGCAUCCAUAUACUGACAAUCGGUUUUUCUGGGGAUUUUGUAUUAUAAUCACAGAGAAAUGUUUGAGGCAAAAUGAUCAAAACAAUCGGAUUAUAUCAACAGUAUUAUUUAUUUAUUAGUACAGAUUUGUAGAUAUAGAUCUUAAAAUUCAGAAACUGUUGUUUUGGAAAAUCAGAAAUAUAUCCAGGGUUUAUUUGUUACUAUGUAAGAAUAUGAAAAAUUGCACUAAAAACUAUAAAACAUAUAUAUGAAUGUACUUUUUAGUGACUUGUUAAAUAUAAGUGGGCUUCUUCAUGUUGCAAAAAAAUCGA
Molecule: messenger RNA, 3457 nt
Organism: Dendroctonus ponderosae (mountain pine beetle)
Lineage: Eukaryota; Metazoa; Arthropoda; Insecta; Coleoptera; Curculionidae
Gene: Mtmr6
Product: myotubularin-related protein 8
Exons: 11
Coding region: 138-2225 (695 amino acids)
Biological process (GO): dephosphorylation
Molecular function (GO): phosphatase activity; metal ion binding
Source: RefSeq, a predicted model, not a curated record